AUGUCUGUCUCAGCACCAAAGCCCAAGCCGACGGUGCCCGUCGCACUUUCUUUCGAGGCAAUUGAUGAUCUCAUCUACGAUGCCCGGGCUGGUGAUCUCGAGGCUCUGAAGGCCGACAUCACCACUUUGGCGUCGCAGCACAGCUGCCCCGAGUCCCACAUCAUCGCAUCUGCCAUCGAUAUGGAAGAAGAGAGCGAAGGCGGCACAGGCUCCUGUGUGUUGCACUUCCCGGCCGCAAAUGGCAACAUCGAAAUCCUCAACGUUCUUCUCCAAAAACUCUCCGACUUGGACGCUGCCGAGCGUGCUGCGAUUGUCAAUCACCGUAACCACUCUGGCAACACGCCGCUGCACUGGGCUGCACUGAACACGCACCUGGAAUGUGUCAAGGCUCUUGUUGAGUCUGGUGCUGAUGUUACUGUCAAGAACGAUGCUGGUCACGAUGCCGUGUUCCUCGCUGAGCGGGCUGCCUGGUCUGCCUCUGCGGAGGAAGUCAACGAGGAUGAAGACCAGACACAGGAGAUCGAGAUGACCAUUGGUGAGGGCGAGAACGAAGGUGAGGGCCAGGGUGAGAACCAGCAACAGACUGGGGAAAUGUCUGCGGGCAGACAGGUUGUUGAGUGGCUACUGUCAUCAGAGAAAGCGGCUGGCCUGGAGAGUGGUGCUAAUGAGGGCGAGGGCUCGGCAUAG
Penicillium cinerascens is the source of this 687-nucleotide messenger RNA. Its product is annotated as ankyrin repeat domain-containing protein. Lineage: Eukaryota; Fungi; Ascomycota; Eurotiomycetes; Eurotiales; Aspergillaceae. Gene Ontology annotation, molecular function: protein binding. The record is from RefSeq and is a predicted model, not a curated record. Bases 1 to 687 code for a protein of 228 amino acids. The transcript has 2 exons.